Molecule: messenger RNA, 2734 nt
Organism: Talaromyces proteolyticus
Lineage: Eukaryota; Fungi; Ascomycota; Eurotiomycetes; Eurotiales; Trichocomaceae
Product: urease Ure
Exons: 8
Coding region: 163-2673 (836 amino acids)
Biological process (GO): urea catabolic process
Cellular component (GO): urease complex
Molecular function (GO): nickel cation binding; urease activity
Source: RefSeq, a predicted model, not a curated record
GUUGACUUUCCUCAUUGCUUUUUUUCCCCGCCUGCGAUUCAUAACUAUCAUCAUCCCCAUGUUCUUGCUCGCUUUUUAUACGAAAUCCUGAUUCACCAAACCCUUGACCUUUGUUGGUUGCUGGCGCGAUAGCUACAGCUGUCCCUGUACGCCGCGAGGAAGAUGCAGCUCAUUCCGAAGGAGAUCGACAAGCUAGUGAUAUCGCAGCUUGGCUUUCUGGCCCAGCGCCGGCUGGCUCGGGGAGUCCGCUUAAACCAUGCCGAAGCAACGGCUUUGAUAUCUUCCAAUCUCCAAGAACUCAUCCGUGAUGGCAAUCACACUGUCGCCGACCUCAUGUCUAUUGGCAAGACCAUGAUCGGUCGUCGCCAUGUUCUCCCUUCAGUGGUUUCUAGUCUAGUUGAGUUGCAGGUCGAGGGCACAUUUCCCACGGGGACGUAUCUAGUCACCGUCCACCACCCGAUCAGUUCCGAGGAUGGAAACUUGGAACGAGCCCUUUACGGCAGCUUUCUACCGGUUCCUCCAAAAUCGGCAUUUCCUGACCCUGACCCUCAGGCCUAUGAGCCUGGGAGGCAGCCUGGUGCAGUUAUCCCAGUCAAGAAUGCAAGGGUUAUGCUUAAUGAUGGCCGGAAACGCAUUAGACUUAAAGUGAUGAGUAAAGGUGAUCGACCGAUUCAGGUCGGGUCUCACUACCACUUCAUUGAAACAAACCCUCAGCUUUAUUUUGAUCGGGUGAAAGCGUACGGCUAUCGCCUGGACAUAGCUGCCGGUACUUCCGUUCGUUUCGAGCCGGGUGACACCAAGACGGUCACGUUGGUCGAAAUCGGCGGCAAUAAGAUCAUAAAUGGCGGCAACAAUCUUGCGUCUGGAAAGGUUGAUACGAGCCGUGCUGAAGAAAUUGUACUUCGGCUACAGCAAGCCGGUUUUGCACAUGCCCCAGAACCGGUAGGAGAUUUGGGUCUCAUUACCCCCUGUUCAUUAGAACGGGAUGCUUAUGUUCGUCUAUUUGGGCCGACUACUGGCGAUUUGGUCCGGCUAGGAUCUACUGACCUUUGGGUCAAAGUUGAGAAAGAUUUCACGGUAUAUGGUGAUGAGUGUACAUUUGGAGGAGGAAAAGUGUUACGUGAAGGCAUGGGUCAGGCUUCUGCUCGAAGCAGCAGGGACUGUCUUGAUACAGUCAUAACCAACGCGCUUAUUAUUGACUGGAGUGGCAUAUACAAAGCCGAUAUUGGCAUCAAAAACGGCAAGAUUGCCGGUAUCGGGAAAGCCGGCAAUCCUGAUGUUAUGGACGGCGUUCAUCCCGACUUGCUCGUAGGAUCUUCGACUGAUGUCAUUGCUGCGGAGAACAAAAUUGUAACUGCUGGUGGAUUCGAUACGCAUAUUCACUUUAUCUGCCCACAGCAGGUAAAUGAGGCAAUUGCAUCUGGAAUAACUACUAUGCUAGGUGGUGGAACAGGACCAAGCACCGGAAGUAAUGCUACUACAUGCACUCCAGGACCGACCCACAUGCGCCAGAUGAUCCAGGCUUGCGAUGCAUUACCUAUCAAUAUGGGUAUCACAGGCAAAGGUAAUGAUAGCGGCAAAGAAAGCCUCCAGGAGCAAUGUCUUGCUGGUGCAGCCGGACUAAAACUGCACGAAGACUGGGGAAGUACACCGGCUGCUAUUGAUGCCUGCCUUGAAGUGUGCGAUGAGUACGACGUUCAGUGUAUGAUCCACACCGACACACUGAACGAAUCAGGAUUCGUCGAACAGACGAUUCAGUCCUUCAAAAACCGCACUAUCCACACUUACCAUACCGAAGGUGCUGGUGGUGGUCAUGCUCCUGAUAUCAUUUCUGUGGUUGAACACCCCAAUGUGCUCCCUAGUAGCACUAACCCUACGCGUCCAUUUACCUUGAACACGCUCGACGAGCACCUCGACAUGCUGAUGGUCUGCCACCAUCUGUCCAAGGACAUUCCAGAGGACGUUGCUUUUGCCGAAAGCCGUAUUCGUGCAGAGACUAUUGCUGCUGAAGAUGUGCUACACGACCUGGGUGCUAUCAGUAUGAUGUCCUCAGACUCACAGGCAAUGGGUCGCUGCGGUGAGGUGAUCCUGCGAACCUGGAAUACAGCGCACAAGAACAAGCUCCAGCGCGGUGUACUACCAGAGGAUGAAGGCACUGGAGCUGACAAUUUCCGCGUCAAGCGAUAUAUCAGCAAAUAUACCAUUAACCCAGCCAUUGCGCAGGGCAUGUCUCACCUUAUUGGUAGCGUAGAGGCUGGAAAAGUAGCCGAUCUGGUGUUCUGGACACCGGAUAAUUUUGGCACGAAGCCUAAGAUGGUUCUCAAAAGUGGCAUGAUUGCUGUUGCUCAGAUGGGAGACCCCAACGCCUCCAUCCCAACCGUCGAGCCUAUAAUCAUGCGACCCCAAUUCGGAGUCCUUGUUCCGGAUACAUCCAUAAUGUUCGUAUCUCAAGCCUCCAUUUCCCACGGUAUCGUUCAAACCUACAACCUGCGGAAACGCGUCGAACCAGUGAAGAACUGCAGGAACAUUGGGAAACAGGAUAUGAAAUAUAACAACAUAAUGCCGAAAAUGAAGGUUGAUCCUGAAAGAUACACUGUGGAGGCUGAUGGGAAGCUCUGCACUGCUGAGCCGGCGACAAGUCUGCCAUUGACACAACAAUAUUUCGUAUACUAAAUAGAGAAGCAAUUAUUUAAUAUUAUAGCUAACGGAAUAAAUCAAGUUGGUUACUCUUAUA